Falco peregrinus (peregrine falcon) is the source of this 4367-nucleotide messenger RNA. Its product is annotated as hippocampus abundant transcript 1 protein-like. Lineage: Eukaryota; Metazoa; Chordata; Aves; Falconiformes; Falconidae. Bases 1828 to 3264 code for a protein of 478 amino acids. The transcript is spliced from 12 exons. Gene Ontology annotation, cellular component: membrane. Gene Ontology annotation, molecular function: transmembrane transporter activity. Gene Ontology annotation, biological process: transmembrane transport. The record is from RefSeq and is a predicted model, not a curated record.
CUGGGCGGCAGCGUGCGGGGCAGCCUGCGGCUGCCGGGAGCGGGGGCGCGGCCGGGCGAGGCCUAGUGCCGGCCUGGCGGCUGCCACCCCCCCCGUACCCCCACCGGGGGCGCCGCGCGGCGGGCAGGGGCCCGGCCACCGGGGCAGCCCCGGGUGUGCCGGCAGCUCGGGUGCCCGCCGCGGGGCUGGCCGGCUCGGGGGGCGGCCCUGGCCGGCCCCGGGGCCGCCGUCCUCCGUCGGGAUCGCUCUCCGUUUACCCGGGCGCAGGGGCCGUGAGGCGCCGGUAGAGGCACACGGUGGCCGUGGGGAGGCAGACGGUGGCCGUGCAGAUGGCCACUUGCCUUCGGGCCUGCGGGCAGCCCGGUGCUGCGGGAGGCCCCGCACAGCACCGGCCCCGCAUGGGCAGCUUUGGAGCGGGCGCCUGAGCUCAAGAUGGUCACAAGCCCUUUCCCUCUGGCCUUGCUCCCUGGGGAGCGGGUAGCUCUGGUCCCGAGGCCCUGGCCUCUCCGCCAGCCUUUAACAUCUUUUUACAUCUUUUUCCCUUUUUUUUUUCCUGUUGCAUCUUUGUAUUUUCCAGCAGCAGCCGUGCAUCCUCUAGAGCGGUGGUUCGGUGGCGUGGCCGCUCGCUCCGGAGGAGAUAACUAUCCUAAAUUGUUUAAGGACCCUCACGCAAUAAGAUGGUUGAUAAGUGGAAGGAGUGAAGGGGUUAGAUCUGGAGCCGAUCUGUAAAGAGGAAUCUGUUAAUUUUGUUGCGGUCUUGUGGUAGAAAUGUUUAACUGCUUGAGAGGGUAAGGAGGGAUGAUGGAAGAGGAGGGGGCUGCUCUGUGGAGCAAGGUGGGUCAUGAUACCAAUACUCUUACAUUACUGGCUUCGUGCCACCUUGCGGCUUCUCCCUCGGAUGCAAAAUGUUCUCUCAUUUGUGUGCAAUAAAACUGAUUUCUUUUAAUGGCCGUGUCCCCCUCAGGUAGGGUACCUCUUGCGUGGAUGCUGUCGAUUUUAUUGUGAAGCAGGCUUAGCCUGUCGGCGGGAGACAGUUUUUAAUCGAAUCUGUGAACAUAAACGAGGUUUCAGCAGAGUAAUGUCUCUUGCUGCCUUCUCUUGUGUCUCAAGUAACUUAACUGCUGUGUUAUCUGAAAUGCAGUAUUACUUUGUCAAAACCUGGCAGGGUGUGACUGGGGAGAAGAUUGCUCUUCAUGUGCCAGGUUUCUUGGAAUUCCUGUCCCUGAGAAUCUGUCGGGAGGGAAUGCUGGAGGCAGGAUACUGGUACAGAUACGUCUUUGGUCUAGUCCAUUAAAUAAUUUGUAUCUCAGGCACAGAGUUGAAAUGUUAGUCAGCUGGGAGGAAAUUAAUGCAGAAGUCCAUUCCCUUAGCCUAGAAGAAAUGCCCGUGAUUUUGAGGUUUCCCAUACCAAAUCCAAUAUCCCUUUGAAUGUGAGAUUUGUGCAGCUGAUGGAAGUUUUUUUAACUUCUGAAUAAUCUUCAAGCGGCUGGAAGCUUGCAGGGAUUGCAGACAUUCCAGGUGGUUUUAUUAAUAAUGUAUCAGGGUUGAACUACGCUUCUUGGUGAGUUGAGAUCAUGUGGUUUGCUAAUAUAAGAAAUGGGUUCCUGUGGAACAGCGCAGUGUGCUACGAAAUGUUUGGCCUGUGCGGUUCCCUGAUGAAAUUCAGCUGAAACCUGUGUGCUUUCCUCCCGUCCCUUGCAAUUUGUUUUCCUUGUCAGCUCGUGACUUUGCAGGUGUGUCCUGCGUGGCAGGAGAAAACCUCCUGGACUAGCCACUGAGAUUUGGCACUUGGAAAAGUGACAGAACAAACGCUGCCCUGAAAGCGCCAUGAGAAAUGUUUAUGGAAAGAAAGAUAAGCAAGGCCUCGAGCGACAGGGGAUUGGAGAGCCCAGCGUGUACCACGCCGUGGUGGUUAUUUUCCUGGAAUUCUUUGCCUGGGGGCUGCUGACCACGCCGAUGCUGACGGUGUUACACCAGACUUUUCCUCAGCAUACAUUUCUGAUGAACGGCCUGAUUCAUGGAGUCAAGGGUCUGCUUUCUUUUCUAAGUGCCCCACUGAUUGGUGCUCUCUCCGAUGUCUGGGGCAGGAAAUCCUUCCUCCUCCUCACUGUCUUCUUCACCUGUGCGCCAAUUCCCCUUAUGAAGAUCAGUCCAUGGUGGUAUUUUGCUGUCAUUUCCAUGUCUGGAGUCUUUGCUGUCACCUUUUCUGUGAUUUUUGCCUACGUUGCCGAUAUCACACAGGAGCAUGAACGCAGCACGGCGUAUGGCUUGGUGUCAGCCACGUUUGCUGCUAGUCUGGUCACAAGCCCAGCAAUUGGGGCGUACCUUUCCCAAGCCUAUGGCGAUACGCUGGUGGUUGUGCUAGCUUCAGGUGUUGCUUUGCUGGAUAUUGGUUUCAUCCUGCUGGCUGUGCCGGAGUCUCUGCCAGAAGAGAUGCGCCCGGUCUCUUGGGGAGCUCCAAUCUCUUGGGAACAAGCAGACCCGUUUGCUUCCUUGCGGAAGGUGGGUCAGGAUUCUACAGUGCUGCUCAUCUGUAUCACAGUCUUUCUCUCCUACCUUCCUGAAGCCGGACAGUACUCCAGCUUUUUCCUGUACCUGCGACAGGUCAUUGGUUUUUCCUCGGAGACUGUGGCAGCCUUUAUUGGUGUAGUUGGAAUUCUCUCUAUACUGGCUCAGACAGUAGUGUUGGGAAUUCUCAUGCGUUCGAUAGGAAAUAAAAACACCAUCCUGUUGGGACUAGGCUUCCAGAUCCUGCAGCUUGCCUGGUACGGGUUUGGAUCGCAGCCUUGGAUGAUGUGGGCAGCAGGAGCUGUGGCUGCAAUGUCUAGCAUCACCUUCCCAGCCAUCAGUGCCAUGGUGUCUAGGAACGCGGACCCCGACCAACAGGGUGUGGUGCAGGGGAUGAUCACUGGAAUUCGGGGUCUGUGUAACGGCCUGGGGCCGGCGCUCUAUGGCUUUGUCUUCUAUCUUUUCCACGUGGAGUUGAAUGAAAUGGCUGAGGUGGAGACUUUGGGUAAGGCCUCCAGACCCAACAUGGCCAACCCUACCGAUGAGAGCAGCAUUAUCCCGGGGCCUCCGUUCCUGUUUGGGGCUUGUUCUGUCCUGCUGUCGCUCCUGGUCGCCUUGUUCAUUCCAGAACACAAUCUUGCACUGAGAUCAGGCAGCCACAAGAAGCACAGUAACGGAGCCCAGACCCACCCCCACAGCCCGCAGGCCGGCGGAUCAGACGGCAAGGAGCCCCUGCUUGAGGACAGCAGUGUAUGAGGUUGGGAGAGAAGGAACGUGGCUUGCGUCUCAGCUCCAGAUCAAGGAUGGACUUAGCCAGUGGGAGUUUGGGGAGAGAGGGUGGGGGGAGAGAAGAAAUGAGGUAACAGACUGUGCCGCUAAGCUAAUGAGAAGGAACAGGGUUUCCCUUCAAGACAAAUAUACCCAGCUGGUACAAAAGUGGAAUUGUAUCAUCUGGUGCUGAUGGAAAGGGGAGAGAUGGAGCUGCUCCACGGGAAGGGAGAGUUCCUCAAAGCAAACCCACCCUUGUACGUGAAUACUGAACUUCACGGUGUGACCUGCCAAAUCCUCACCUCGCCAGCGAAAAAUCAAGGAGCUAGCGUUGUCUUUGUUCUAACGUGAGCUAACUGGCUUGCCAGCCAGAAUAAAACCAGGCAUCUGUUACCUGCCCCAUCCCCUUAUGUAGCUGGUAGUUGCUGCCGAUCCCGUCACAGCUCAGUUGACCAACCUGGGCCUGGGGAGAGGCUUUGACAGCCGUCCCACGCGCCUGUGCUGUGGUCACGCACAGAGGGUUUCCUUUCCAAAAGACACCCAGCGCCGGCGCGUGUGGAAGGUGGGCAGUGCAGUCGGCUGUGAGCAGGUCCUCGCUGCCUGAGGAUCUGAUGAAUUUGCCUAUUCUGGCCCAACUGAAAGAAACAAAAAAACAUUCUACUGACUUCACGUUCUGAUGAAGCCAAGAAAAAUUUAGAAGUGAAGUUGCAGCUGAUACGGGGGAGAAUGGGCAGAUGAGAGCAGGGCAACCACAUGAAUCCCAAAUGCUUAGAUGGUCAACAACGUUUGUAUUUCUGUUUGGCUUUUCUUUUUUUGUUACACUGAUGUAACAUUUGUCUGUUGCUACCUCCACAGGUAGUAGGUAGAAGGAUUUUUCAGAAAUCUUUUUCUGGAACUGUAAGGGUUGUUGAGAAAAUACAGUUCUCUGAGAGGUUGGAGAAACAACUAAACUCUGUGAAGCACUUUGAUAAAGCAUGGUUUCCUGAGAGAAAGGUCAAAGAAAUAGCUGUUUAUCUUGAGCACUUUUAUGAAGCAUGUUGAUUUUUCCCCAGGCUCUUGCCAUCUGAUAUUAAAACCAGAUAAUGACUGUA